Messenger RNA from Adineta ricciae, 662 nucleotides. Lineage: Eukaryota; Metazoa; Rotifera; Eurotatoria; Adinetida; Adinetidae. The record is from the annotation of a GenBank genome assembly.
CAUGUACUUUACAAAUGGUUUGUCGUAAUUCCGAUGGUUAUUAUCUGAGUGACAUUAAAAUUAAAAAACCAUUAAUAACUGAUCUUGCUCUUCAUUAUGGGGAAAAAUUUGUCUCAAUACAUGAGAAAAUUCUUAAAAAUCUCAAUACAAUAGAUUCAAAAGGUAUUGUUCUUUUACAUGGUAUUCCAGGUUCAGGAAAAACACAUUAUAUUCGAUAUCUUAUUCAAGAAAUUGAAGAUAAAAUAUUAAUUUAUAUUCCACCAGAUAUGGCAAAAGAAAUAUCUUCACCACAAUUUCUUCCAUUUCUUAUGGAAUAUCAAAAUGCUAUUUUAAUUAUUGAAGAUGCUGAGAAUAUUAUUAAAGAUCGAAGUGAAACAACAACACCCUCACAAGCUGUUGCUAAUCUUCUUAAUCUAUCAGAUGGUUUAUUAGGUGAUGCAAUGCAUCAACAAAUUAUUGCAACAUUUAAUUGUGAUUUAACAAUUAUUGAUCCAGCUUUAUUAAGAAAAGGUCGAUUAAUUGCCAAUUAUGAAUUCAAUAAACUGGAUAUUGAAAGUUCAAAAAUUCUCUCAGAUAAAUUAGGUUUUGGUCAGGAAAAUAUUACUGAACCAAUGACAUUAGCAAAAAUUUAUAAUCAAGGAGAAAACACCGAAGAAAAUUAA